Molecule: messenger RNA, 968 nt
Organism: Paramecium pentaurelia
Lineage: Eukaryota; Ciliophora; Oligohymenophorea; Peniculida; Parameciidae
Source: the annotation of a GenBank genome assembly
AUGGAUAAUUUAAACGAUGAAGAAAUUUUUAAUGAUCGUGAUCGUAUUGAACCAUUUGUUAAGGCAAUUACCAGAAAUAAGCAUUUAUUUAAAGAUAAAGUUGUGUUGGAUCUAAAUGCAGGGAUGGGAUUGCUUAGUGUUUUAGCUUCAUAAUCUGGAGCAAAAUAAGUUUAUGCUAUGAAAGCUAAUUGUUAUGCUACAGAGAUUAUGAAAUAGAAUAACAUUUAAAAUGUUACAUUAAAGAAAGAAAAUAUUAAGGAAGUGGAAUUAAAUUGCAAAGUAGAUAUAAUAAUUUCAGCUUGGAUGGGUAAUAUGCUAUUUUAUGGUGGAAGUAUUUAAGAAGUGAUUUAUGCAAGAGAUAAAUAUUUAAAUAAAGAUGGAUUCAUCAUGCCUGAUAAAGGGUAAUUGUAUUUAUAAUCCAUUGAAGAUACCUAAUAUCGUGAUUAAAAAAUGAAUUUUUGGUAUUUUAAAUUUUUAAAUUAUUAUUAUAGGAAUUCUGUAUAUGGAGUGAAUAUGAAAUGGAUGAAAUAAUGGGUUGCAAAAGAGCCACUUAUUGAAAGCAUAAAAGAUGAUUAAUUAAAUAGUGAUGAAUAAUUAAUUUAUGAGGUCAAUUUAUAAACUUGUAAAUUGGAAGAUCUUAGUUUUAGUAAUUAAUACUAAGUAAAGAUCAAGAGGUAGGAUUAUGUAACUGGAGUCAUUGUUUGGAUGAAAUAUUCAUUCACUUAUAUUCAUUUACCAAUUCAUGUUAUAAUGGGUCCUACCAAGUCUCCUUUUUGGAAACCUGUUAUUUUGUACUUUAGAGAAGAAAUACCUGUUAAUAAGGGUGACAAAUUAUAAGGUUAAUAAAUAGAGUUAUUAUUAAUUUAGGUUCAUUAGCUGUUAAGUUUGAAUCAGAAGAACUGUUACAUAUUAAGUUAUCUGUACAUUUGUAACAAUAAAAUUAUAUAUCAUAUUUUAAGUUAAAUUGA